Molecule: messenger RNA, 3074 nt
Organism: Lolium perenne
Lineage: Eukaryota; Viridiplantae; Streptophyta; Magnoliopsida; Poales; Poaceae
Source: RefSeq, a predicted model, not a curated record
GACUCACGCGUACGCUUGCUUACUGAAACAUUUCUCCUUUGACUGCCUUCUCCGGGAAGGCUUCGCCAUUAACCGCCACACGAGUUCCUCAUCGCUAAUCGCCACCGCCCACCGGUGAGAUCUCCCAAGAUGUCGACCACCACCGCCACCAGCAGGACGAGGCCCGCGCUGAGCAUGAAGCUCCUCAUCGACACCAAGGAGCGGCGCGUGCUAUUCGCAGAGGCCAACAAGGACGUGGUCGACUUCCUCUUCUCCCUCCUCGCCCUGCCCGUCGGCACCGCCGUCAGGCUGCUCGGGACGGAGUCCAUGGUCGGCAGCGCCGGCAGCCUCUACGCCAGCGUCACCAGGCUCGAUGGCGCCUACAUCCUGCCCGGCGCCGACCUGGACACGCUCCUCCGGCCGACUGUCUCCCCGCAGGCGGCGGCCCCCAACAGCUCCCUCCUCACCCUGCCAGACUCGCCGUCCAAGGGAUUCUUCAGGUGCGGCCAUUGCCACAGUCCCGGCCACGUGACGGACGUGAGGGACACCAGGUGCCCUCGAUGCGGCGCUCUGAUGAAGGACGCAAUCCAGUGCAUGCGGCCCGAUUCAGGAGGAGCCAAAGGGUUCGUGCAGGGCGUCGUCACGUACACGGUGACCGACAGCCUCACCGUGACCCCCAUGUCCGCCAUCUCCAGCAUGGCCCUGCUCAACUCCUUCGCCAUCAAGGACUUUGCCGCGCUCCAGGAGAAGACCGUGCGGCUAGGCUCCGUGGAGGGUUUGGCGAUUCUCAAGGCGUCGCUGCAGUCCAAGACAGUGCUCACCGAUGUUUUCCUCGCAUCCCAGAUCAAUCUACCUCCAUCCAUCUGAAAUUAUUAUUUCCUAAAUUAGGUUAAGUACCUAGUGCCCUUCGGGCUGUGCUUGGCCUUCUCUUAUAUGCAAUGUUGGAUAUAUAUCAUGCUCGAAAAUUUCAAGUACUAACUUCAUCUUAGAAAAAAACUGCUCUACGUUUUCUAUUUAGUGAUGUAUCUAAAACUAAAAUAUAUGUAUGUGCAUCUAGAUAAAAUUGAGAGGCUGGAGCUAUGCUCCUUUACCGGAAAAAAAUCUAGAUAAAAUUAAGCAAUUUUUGUAUGGACGGAGAAAAUUCUACUACAGUACUGCUAGGCACAACUAAUCGCUAAUUAGCAUGGAAUGCCAUUAAUUACCCUCGUUCAGUGCCGAGGCUUGUCUACUUAUCAUAAUCUUAAUCCUAUCUCCUUUAGUUGAUGAUUGAUAAUUUGCUUUCAUUGCAUUUUUAUGCAUCUCACGCAUGCGCGGUAUGGACACAAAAUCUUGGGAACUUGAUUGGGGAGGUGCGCCUUCAGCCGGAGGAGCGGGAUGAUCCCACCUAGGCGGUCACCGACAUGAGGCGCGCCGUAACGGAGACCUGCACCGGCCCGAUGGCCUCAUCGGGUCGCAUAUGUAGUUGAACAAGGCCGCUCGUCAUCUUUUAUGGGGUGUCUGGGCUGCACUCUCCCCACCAUCAUCGACGGGAUCAGUCGCGGCGUGUCCAGACUGUAGAUGUCGCCGCCAACACAUCCAUCACAGUGGAUUCUGAUCACGCUCGUCGUCCUCCCACUUGUCUUCUUUACGGUAGGCACGCUCUGCAGCUUCGUCCUACCGCGUCCCCCUACAUCGUGUCCAAGCGUGAGGUGAAGGAGGAGUACACGACGCCCGCGCCUCGGCGUAGGCAGCGUCCAACGGCAGCAACAACCUUUCCCGCCCGAAGCCGGAGGUGAAAGUGGAGGUCAAGGCGGAGGGCGAGGAGACCGUCACCGCCAUGAAGAUGGCGGCCCUUCUCUGCCAACAACGUCUCAUCGAUCCCAGAGAUAUAGCGCCUUGAUGGAGUCGUUGAACGACUACAACGCCUAGGAGGGAAGCAUCGAGGACAUCGUCGCCUUAUCCAUCCGCAACAUCAUGAUCCGUGGGCCGACACGGAAGACGACGUCCAACGGUAUCAACGGCCUGCCCCGCCCGAAGCUGAAGGUGAAGGUCAAGGUCAAGGCGGAGGACGAGGAGGCCGUCGGCGUCAUGAAGAUGGCGGCACUUCUCUGCCAGCAACGCCUUAUCACCAGCCAACGAUGAUCCCAGAGAUACAUCGCCUUGAUGGAGCCAUUGAACGACUACAACGCCUAGGAGGGAAGCAUCGAGGACAUCAUCGCCUUAUCCAUCCGCAACUCGGCAGGUGCUAGUCGACCUCACACACGACAACGACAAAUCAGAUCACACACAAUCCGAUGCCUUCUAUGGAACGCAGUUUGGGGGCGCCAACUAGAGAUGCUCUUAAAUAUUCAAAAAUCUUACUGUGGAAAACUUUUGAACCAAACAAUCAGUUCAAAAAUUUGUCUUCACGUGCUACUGAACCAAAGAAACUCAGGAAAGCAGUUCCGUUCUUCCGAAAGCCUGCUCUGUUUUCACAAAAGCAGAACCGACCUGUCAGAGAGCAGGGGCACCACGCCGAAUCUUUGACUGCUUCCUCCGGCCAAGGCUUCGGCUUCGACACUACACCACCACCAGGCCAGUUCCUCUUCGCCACGAGUGAGAGAUCUCCUGGGCGCAGUCCGAUUCCCCUGCCACUGGCCAGGCGGCGGUGGCCGGCGUCUGCGCGAGAGGGUUCGUGCAGGGCAUUGUGACGUACACGGUGAUGGACAACCUCACCGUGACCCCCAUGUCCGCCAUCUCCAGCAUCACCCUGCUCAACACCCUCGGCGUCAGGGACUUCGGCGCGCUCCAGGAGAAGACCGUGCGGCUCGGCUCCAGGGAGGGUUUGGCGAUUCUGAAGGCGUCGCUCAAGUCCAAGACCGUUCUCACCGACGUUUUCCUCGCCUCCGGGUCCAUCUAGCGCCAUCUUCUAAACUGAAUUUAGCUAAUCAAUCAAGUGGUCUUCAUGGUUUGUCCUCUCUUACGCAAUGCUGGAUAUUAUAUGAUGCUCGAACAAUUCAAGUACUCGUAGACUUCUAGCCGGGGCGCAACUGAUCAUUAAUUGGUAUCGAAUGUUUGCAGCUAAUGUGUUUGAUUAAGCUCGUUUAAUGCCGGCUCCCGUCUACUUAUCAACUUAA